Messenger RNA from Mollisia scopiformis, 2041 nucleotides. RefSeq names its product MFS general substrate transporter. The record is from RefSeq and is a predicted model, not a curated record. Gene Ontology annotation, molecular function: transmembrane transporter activity. The transcript has 5 exons. Lineage: Eukaryota; Fungi; Ascomycota; Leotiomycetes; Helotiales; Mollisiaceae. Gene Ontology annotation, biological process: transmembrane transport. The coding region runs from base 186 to 1952 and encodes 588 amino acids.
UAGCUACGCCCCCCCUAUGAGGUAUCUCACGUAUGGAACUUUGUCUUCAGUGCAACGGAAAUCGUCUACAGAAGUUACAAGCCACGGUCGUUGAGCCAGUCACUUCAAAGUAAAAGAACAUCAAGCAUUGCAAGUUCAAAUUUUUCAGAAGACUCCUGUCAUUGCCGCCAGAGCCUAGCUGCGAAAUGGUUCUCAACCAAAGACUGGAGCGAUUUCUGAAGACGGAGUCGCCACAGCCAGAAUGGGUGCAAAAGAUUGUAACAUUUUGCAAGAGACGGCCCUCUGAAAAAAUUGCGUUUCCGUUGGUCAUUACCAGCUUCUGCGUCAUAGAGUUCAUCCGAUCAGUCGACACGAGUAUCCUCACGUUCCUCGUCAGAGCUGUUGCCGAAGAUCUUCACGCAAGUACAGUGGACUCAUACUGGUGCAGCGCGUCCUACCUCUUCAGUAUGACAGCUACACAGCCUAUCUUUGGAGGCAUUGCGGAGGUUGUUGGGCGAAGAACAUGCACUCUCUCAGCGACAAUCAUUUUCAUGGUUGGUAGCAUUGCAUGCGCAACGGCUAAAGACAUUUCUUGGCUAAUCGGAGCCCGAGCACUCCAAGGUUUAGGUUCUGGAGGGAUGGAUAUGGCUUUCAGUCUUAUCAUUGUUGACAUAGUCUCUUUACCACGAAGACCAAUGUACGUGGCAUUGCUUCAGCUUUGCGCUGGAGUAGGACUGAUAUUUGGUGGGCUGAUUGGCGCACUUGUCAUUGAGAAACUAUCAUGGCGCUGGGUCUUUUGGAUCAAUCUACCAUUGACCGCUGUUCCGCUGCUAUGCUUUAUUAUUGUACUACAUGUCGAAUUCACUCCGAAAUCAUUCUCCCAACAAAUCAAAGCUAUCGACUGGACAGGUACUUUUCUUAUCAUAGCCUCGCUUACAAGUCUUCUUUUUGCUAUUUUCGGUGGUGGCGUCGUAUACCCUUGGAUCUCUAAGGAGGUAUUGGGACCACUCAUAGCGGGCAUAUGCGGGUUGGUUCUAUUCAUUCUAAAUGAGAGGUAUGUGGCAGACCGGAAUUACAUUCAGCCACUCAUGCCACUACGAAUUUUCGGUAAUCGUACAGCGGGUGUUGGGUAUUUUAUUGCUUUUAUACACGGCAUGAGUCUCACUAUAAUCUCAAGCAUCUUUCCCCUUUACUUUUACAUCACGGAUGAAUUGUCUUUCAUUCCUACAGCUGUCCGGAUGCUGCCUACUCCAUUAGUCAUCUCCUGCUGGGUUAUAGCCGCGGGCUAUGUUUUGAAUAAGACAAAGAGGUUCAAGUGGUCAAACGUGCUUGGGCUGGUACUUUUGGCCGCUGGCUUCCUGCUAUUAUUCACUCUCAAGUAUCACUCGUCUCUAGGCCAAGAGAUUGGCUAUCAAGUUAUCUACAGUGCCGGGAUUGGGAUUCUAUUUCCAGGCCGGAUCAUGGCUGUCCAAUCUGCACAGGAGAGAGAUGAGGAUGUUGGCCUGGCUGCAUCGUUAAUCUCAGUGACACUCAAUCUUGGUCAAUGUUUCGGUCUUGCUUUAGGAGUUGCUCUCUUCGACAACUUCUGGAAUAUACGGGUCCGAAAAAUACUUCGAGACGGAUUUAUUCCACCAAACGACAUUUUCUAUGGCAAUGCAGUCCAGGAGAACCUGGAUACUAUCAAGUCGCUUCCGGUGGCUAUAAAAUGGCACUAUCAGCGCGUUGGAGCUGAAACUUGCUCUUAUAUAUUCUUGAUUUUUGCAGUAGUCUCGGGCUUCACUCUCUUCUUAUCAUUGUUUUCAAGGAACUUAAGUUUCGAUAGAGAAACGAGAACAAGGCUUGUGACGCACGACUCGAAUACGAUGUCGACUAGUUGCUCAGGUAGUAUCGAGAAGUCUUCCGCUGAUGAUGCAGCUAUGGCGGUUGUGGCCUGCGAUGACGGCUCUGGAAAUUGUCUUCGAACUACUGUGUGAACAUUAACGAAGUGCUCUGUUGGCAACAACCGAAGCAUACCAUGGAAGGAAAGCGGCGGUUUACCCUGCAGGAAUGGCGGCUAGGCGAU